AUGAUAAAAACUCCUCCCUCUGCAUCGCUGCGGGUCAGGCGCAAAAAUGGUCGUCAGAUCAGGAAGCAUUUUGGCCUGAGCAGAGCCAACGGUCAGGACUCGGAGGGAUCGCUGUGGAAGAUGCAGUCUGGCCAACGUGACGCUCGUUUCACCAAAAUACCUGCAACUGUCAUCCAAUGGCAGGAAAUCACUGCAUACCUGCGUCUUUUUGAUGAUGAUCUCAUCCAGCAGUUCCUCAGGAUGGACUGUUGCUACAAAAUGACUGACAAGUAUCUUUUAGCCAUGACCUUUGUGUACUUCAAACGGGCCAAUUUCUCUAUUUCUGAAUACACCAGGAAGAAUUUUUUCAUGGCACUCUACCUCGCCAACACCAUGGAGGAGGAUGAGGAGGAAAGCAAGUAUGAAAUUUUCCCUUGGGCUCUGGGCAAGAACUGGAGGAGGCAGUUUCCACGUUUCCUUAAGCAGCGCGACGAGCUGUGGGCUCGUAUCUGUUACAGAGCUGCUGUCAGUAGGAGCUGCUGUGAGGAGGUGAUGGCCAUCGUGCCUUCCCACAUUGUGUGGCAGCGGCAGCGCUCCGUUCACCACAGCGGCGCCCUGAGGCAGUAUACCGCACAAGGAGCCGUCCGUCUUCCACGCGGCCCCUCCGCCUCCCCGCUUUCCUGCGCCCUCUGUAUCUCUGGCAGCAGGUUACAUCACAUCUCCUCCAGCCGCCCGGCUGCACAGACCACGAGCAACAGCAGCCUGAACCCGUUCGCUCCUGCCUUUACGUUUGAGCUGACACCACCCAGAACCGCUAAAGCAGAGGAGAAGAAAACUGGGGCUCAAGAAUCGUGUAGCUUCUACGCUGAAGAGCUUCCAAGGGCGGCUUCAUCCAGUGAUCCCUUUAUAGACUGGAUCAGCGAGAUGUAGAUGGAAUCCAAACCCUGCUGGUUCAUCCUGUUCCUUUCUACAGACGCUGCCGUUCUUUGCAGUAAUCUUUAUUCUUUAUAUCUCUGAAUCUUCUGCUUAUUGAUGAUCUAAAGGAAACACACUGACUUCCACACAAGUUAAUAUGAAAUGAGUUGUUGGUGUUUAUGAGCAUAUUCUGUAAAGAUUGUUUCUAUUUAUUUACAGUAUUUAUUUAACUUAUUAGUA
Molecule: messenger RNA, 1134 nt
Organism: Cyprinodon variegatus (sheepshead minnow)
Lineage: Eukaryota; Metazoa; Chordata; Actinopteri; Cyprinodontiformes; Cyprinodontidae
Gene: spdya
Product: speedy/RINGO cell cycle regulator family member A
Exons: 6
Coding region: 1-909 (302 amino acids)
Biological process (GO): positive regulation of cyclin-dependent protein serine/threonine kinase activity
Molecular function (GO): protein kinase binding
Source: RefSeq, a predicted model, not a curated record